AUGUACGGCCGAGAUCCAUGGGGUGGUCCACUCGAGAUCAACGCCGCGGAUUCCGCCACCGACGACGAUCGCAGCCGGAAUCUAAACGAUCUCGACCGCGCGGCUCUCUCACGGCCUCUAGACGAGACGCAGCAGAGCUGGCUCCUCGGUCCAACGGAGCUGAAGAAGAAGAAGUACGUUGAUCUCGGCUGCAUAAUCGUCAGCCGCAAAAUCUUCGUCUGGACUGUCGGCACCAUCGCCGCAGCCACAUUACUCGCCGGACUCAUCACCUUGAUCGUCAAAACCGUCCCCCACAGCCACCACAAGGCUCCUCCGCCGGAUAAUUACACCCUCGCUCUUCACAAAGCCCUCAAGUUCUUCAACGCUCAGAAAUCUGGGAAAUUGCCGAAGCACAAUAACGUCUCGUGGAGAGGCAAUUCCGGGCUUCAAGACGGGAAAGGCGAAACGGGAACGUUUUACAAAGAUCUGGUUGGAGGCUAUUACGACGCCGGCGAUGCGAUCAAGUUCAAUUUCCCCAUGGCUUACGCGAUGACGAUGCUGAGCUGGAGUGUGAUCGAGUACAGCGCCAAGUACGAAGCUGCAGGAGAGCUUACUCAUGUCAAGGAACUCAUCAAAUGGGGAACAGAUUACUUCCUCAAGACUUUCAAUAGCACUGCCGAUUCAAUCAACGACAUGGUCUCACAGGUUGGACAUGGAAACACUGAUGCCGAAAGCAUAGAGCCUAACGAUCAUUACUGUUGGAUGAGGCCUGAAGACAUGGACUACAAGAGGCCAGUGACUAUGUGUAACGGCGGAUGCUCUGAUCUCGCGGCGGAGAUGGCGGCUGCGUUGGCCUCAGCGUCGAUUGUGUUCAAGGACAACAGAGAGUACUCUAAGAAGCUUGUGCACGGUGCUAAGACGGUGUAUCAGUUUGGGAGGACUCGGAGAGGGAGGUACAGUGCGGGCGCUGCGGAGUCAGCCAAGUUCUAUAACUCGAGCAUGUACUGGGACGAGUUUAUCUGGGGUGGGGCCUGGUUGUACUACGCUACAGGGAAUGUAUCGUAUCUUGACCUGAUCACGAAACCAACUAUGGCUAAGCACGCUGGUGCCUUCUGGGGUGGACCUUUCUAUGGUGUGUUCAGUUGGGAUAAUAAGCUCGCUGGUGCACAGUUGCUGUUGAGCAGGCUGAGGUUAUUUUUAAGUCCGGGAUACCCAUAUGAAGAGAUUCUAAGGACCUUCCACAAUCAGACGGGUAUUGUCAUGUGUUCGUACUUACCUUAUUUCAACAAGUUCAACAGAACGAAAGGAGGUAUGAUAGAGUUGAAUCAUGGAGACCCACAGCCUCUGCAGUAUACUGCGAAUGCAGCUUUCUUAGCGACCUUAUACAGUGAUUAUCUUGAUGCUUCUGAUACUCCUGGAUGGUACUGUGGACCUAACUUCUACCCAACCAAUGUCCUACGAGAGUUUGCGAAAACUCAGAUUGAUUACAUAUUGGGGAAAAACCCUAGGAAUAUGAGUUACCUAGUGGGAUUUGGGCCCAAGUACCCGAAGCACGUGCAUCACAGAGGAGCGUCGAUUCCGAAGAACAAAGUGAAGUAUAACUGCAAAGGAGGAUGGAAAUGGAGAGACAGCAAGAAGCCGAACCCGAACACGAUCGAAGGAGCCAUGGUUGCUGGUCCUGACAAGCACGACGGGUUCCGUGAUGUCCGUAUGAACUACAACUACACCGAACCGACACUUGCGGGAAACGCUGGUCUUGUCGCGGCUCUAGUGGCAUUGUCCGGUGACGAACACAAUUCUCGUGUUAUAGACAAAAAUACUAUUUUCUCGGCCGUGCCUCCCUUGUUCCCGACUCCGCCUCCGCCACCAGCACCGUGGAGACCUUGA
Messenger RNA from Microthlaspi erraticum, 1866 nucleotides. Lineage: Eukaryota; Viridiplantae; Streptophyta; Magnoliopsida; Brassicales; Brassicaceae. The record is from the annotation of a GenBank genome assembly.